CUUUUCACCUACAAUUAACGUAAUUAACUCUCCGAUUAAACUUGAUCCUUUGUUUUGUUUUUUUGUAAUGGAGCUUCGUAAACGGAAAAUACGAGCUCCAUUACAUAUCUUCGUCGGCAUAACGUUCUUCCUCCUUCAGCUUUGGUCGGGAACGGCCCAAAUUAACCAUGAAGACUCUUCCACAAAACCCUCCGUUAAAAACUCUCCGUCAGCGACGAGUACUCGGCUUCUGUUGUCACCACCUUCGUUCACCGGAAACCGAUUCUCGUUCAGGUUCAGGUGGAGGAGAAUACGACGUCGUAACAGAGUCAACAGAGCGAGCAGAGAGUUUUUAAUCGCACAUAACCUCGUAAGAGCGCGCGUGGGAGAACCACCGUUUCAAUGGGACGGAAGAUUAGCGGCGUACGCGCGCACGUGGGCGAAUCAGCGCGUGGGUGAUUGUAGGCUUGUUCACUCUAACGGGCCGUAUGGAGAAAACAUAUUUUGGGCCGGAAAGAAUAACUGGAGCCCCAGAGAUAUUGUUAAUGUGUGGGCCGAUGAGGAUAAAUUCUACGACGUGAAAGGUAACACGUGUGAGCCGCAACACAUGUGUGGGCACUACACGCAGAUCGUGUGGAGAGAUAGUACCAAGGUCGGAUGCGCAAGUGUGGAUUGUUCGAACGGCGGCGUUUAUGCGAUUUGUGUUUAUAACCCACCGGGAAAUUACGAAGGUGAAAAUCCGUUUGGAAGUUAUGAUGAUCAGAUUGGUCUUGCCCGGGAUGAUCCACCGGCGGUGAUCGGAGGAAUGGCUUGAGAGUGGAGGACACGGCGGUGUCACAAUCCACUUUUAGUUACUAAUUUUUUUUUCUUCUCUCAAACUUUUUUUGGAUGAAACUUAACCUUGGGUUUUUAUUCAGUGGAACGAUCAUCUAAUAACUGAUUCAUUAAACAAGUUUAUAAUUUCGACAUUUUAUAUAGUGAAUCGUUAGAAUUGAUGU
Molecule: messenger RNA, 977 nt
Organism: Arabidopsis thaliana (thale cress)
Lineage: Eukaryota; Viridiplantae; Streptophyta; Magnoliopsida; Brassicales; Brassicaceae
Product: CAP (Cysteine-rich secretory proteins, Antigen 5, and Pathogenesis-related 1 protein) superfamily protein
Exons: 1
Coding region: 68-793 (241 amino acids)
Cellular component (GO): extracellular region
Source: RefSeq, marked reviewed